This is a messenger RNA of Mangifera indica (mango), 1131 nucleotides long. Its product is annotated as putative DNA glycosylase At3g47830. Bases 1 to 873 code for a protein of 290 amino acids. NCBI's taxonomy places the organism in Eukaryota, Viridiplantae, Streptophyta, Magnoliopsida, Sapindales, Anacardiaceae. Gene Ontology annotation, molecular function: catalytic activity. The transcript is spliced from 4 exons. Gene Ontology annotation, biological process: base-excision repair. The record is from RefSeq and is a predicted model, not a curated record.
AUGCAGAAAACCCUCAAAAGAAAGCGCCAACAAUCCUCCUCGGUGGAAGGUGAAGCCCAGCCGAAGCAAGAACCAUUCCCGACCCACACCCGACCCACCCCAGAAGAAUGCCGAGCCAUUAGAGACGACCUCUUGGCUCUCCAUGGUUUCCCUCAAGAGUUCGUUAAGUAUCGCAACCAGAGACUCAAUCGUAACCCCAAUGCCGAGCCCGAUCUUUUCAGUGAUAGUGUCAAAUCAGAGCCGUUGGAUGAUGAUGGAGAGGAUGAGAGUGUCCUAGAUGGUUUGGUCAAAACUCUAUUAUCCCAAAACACUACUGAAGUUAAUUCUCUCAAAGCUUUUGCUUCUCUCAAGUCCGAAUUCCCCACUUGGGAAGAUGUUCUAGCUGCUGAACAUAAAUAUAUAGAGAACGCUAUAAGAUGUGGAGGUUUAGCCCCUACAAAGGCAUCUUGUAUUAAGAAUAUUUUGAGUUGCUUGCAUCAGAGUAAAGGCAAAUUAUGCUUGGAAUACUUGAGAGAUUUAUCAGUUGAUGAAAUUAAGGCUGAGCUCUCUCGUUUCAAAGGCGUUGGUCCCAAAACGGUGGCCUGUGUAUUAAUGUUCCAUCUUGAGCAAGAUGAUUUUCCGGUCGACACACAUGUAUUUGAGAUUGCAAAGGCAAUGGGUUGGGUCCCAGCUAUGGCAGACAGGAAUAAGACUUAUCUUCAUCUCAAUCAACGGAUUCCAAACGAACUUAAAUUUGAUCUGAAUUGUCUUCUUUACACGCAUGGGAAGAUCUGUCGUAAUUGCAUCAAGAAAGGAGUUAACCAGAAAAGAAAGGAAUCCCAAGAUAAUCCAUGUCCUCUAUGGAAUUACUGUAAGAACCUUGACAUGACAUAACUAACAACCUCAAUUAUUGGAUCUCAAUCUAACAGUCUUGGUUAUCCCCUUUUCUUCCAAUUGUGUGCAAACGACUUUACAGAUGACUCUAUGAGGAUCCAAUGAGAAGUUACUCAUUGUUCAUUUUUGAAGAUAUGGCAUCAAUUUAAGUGACUUUAUAUAUAUGAUAAACAGCACACAAUUCUAGCUCCUUAUUGUAGACCUUUCUAGAUUUUGCAUGCAAUUUCAAUAUUUAAGUGAGUGUGCAACUCUUGAACU